Messenger RNA from Columba livia (rock pigeon), 2900 nucleotides. Its product is annotated as phosphofurin acidic cluster sorting protein 1-like. Lineage: Eukaryota; Metazoa; Chordata; Aves; Columbiformes; Columbidae. The transcript is spliced from 16 exons. Gene Ontology annotation, molecular function: transmembrane transporter binding. Gene Ontology annotation, biological process: protein localization to plasma membrane. The record is from RefSeq and is a predicted model, not a curated record. Bases 3 to 1736 code for a protein of 577 amino acids.
CAAUGGGGACAUGGGACACAAUGGGGACAUGGGGACACCAUGGGGACAUGGAGGACACGGACAGCGUCAUCAGCACCCCCAAACCACGGCUGCGCCCGUUCUUCGAGGGUCUCUCCCAGUCCAGCUCCCAGACCGAGAUCAGCAGCCCCCCCCCGGCGGAACCUGGGACCAAGUUGGGGCGCAAACCCCCCGAUGAGGGGGGGGCGGAGCCUGACGGGACGGACACUCGGGGGGACCCCGAACCCCCCCAACCUGAGCCCGGGGGGGUCCCCGAAAAGCUCCGGACCCCCCUAAAAGGCAGCAAGGGGGGGGCAGAGGUGACGUCACCCAGGGGGGGGACACGUCGGGGGACCCCCCUGCGGGAGCGGCCACUGGGCCGGGGGGUCCCCGGGGGGGUCCCCAGUGUCCCCAACCCCGGGGACAGGAACAACAGCUCGGACAGCGAGAGGUCACCGGAGCUGGGCCCGGGGGGGCAGGUGCCGCCCCCCCGCCGGGCGCUGUGGGAUCAGUUGGGCCCCGCCCUGGGCCCCGAAUCCGGGGGGGUCCCCGAGCGCCUCCUGCUGGUCAGCACCUGCCAAUGGCGGGGCCAGUGGGUGCUGUCCCAGCUGCGGUCGCAGGGUCACCCCGCGGUGGGUGCUGGGGGGUCGGAGCUCCCGGCUGUUCUGGGCGCCCUCCUGACCCGCAUCCAGCGCAUGUGUCCGUGUCCCCCGCCCGCGGUGACGCUGGUGGCGCUGGGGGGGGCGCCCUGGCUCAGCACCCUCCUGCGCAGCCUCGUCCGGACCCUCAGCACCCGCAGCCCCGACAUGGGGGGGCCCCCGGGACCCCUGCGCCUGCUGCCCGUGGGGCUGGGUCCCCACCCAUUGGGUCCCCAUUUGGCCGCCCUGGACCCCCGUUACGGCGCCGCCUUCCUGGACCCCCCCUGGCGGGAGCUCUUUGGGCGCAGCGAGGCCCCCCCCACCGAGCCGUUCGACGUGGUGGGCCGGAUCCUGACGUACGCGGCGGGUGCUGGGGCCACCCACGCGCUGCCCGUGGCCGAGGCCAUGCUGACCCGCGGGGACACCCGCCCGGACGACGACUCGUACCAGAAGUUUGUCCCCUUCGUGGCGGCGGUGACAGUCGGGCAGCUGGAUGACCCCCCUGCGGCACCCGGUGACAAUGACGAGUGUCCCCCCCCGGGGCUGCUCGUCCCAUCCCCCUCCCCCCCACCCGGGGGGGGGGUGACAGGGGGACCCCGCGAAGCCGCCACCCCCCCCGCAUCCCCCUCCAUGGGCGGCACCAGCACCCAGGGGUCCCCGGGGGACGCGCUGGCGCUGCAGGUGGAUUACUGGGGGGGGGCACCCAUGGGUGCUGCGGAGCGGCGGCGCGAGGGGGGGGAGCGGCGCGAGGGGGGGGCCAAGAGCACCCUGAGGGGCACCUUCCGCUCCCUGCACGUCACCCGCCUGCCCCCGCCCGGCGACGGGCCCGCCCCCCCCGCCCCCACCCUGACCUUGACCUUGGUGACCCGCGAGAAGAACAAGAAAGUGCCCACCCUGUUCAAGCGCCCACGGGAGCCGGACACCAAGAGCCUGGUGGUGGAGGGGGUGACCCGGCUGAUCUGCGCCCCCCGGCAGCCCCCCCUGCGCGUGUGGGUGGACGGGUCCCCGUGGGACGACAUCAAGUUCUUCCAGCUGGCGCCCUCGUGGCCGACGCACGUCAAGCACCUGCAGGUGGCGCUUUGGGGGCCCAAGGCACCCUGAGCCCACCCAUGGGUGCCCCCCACCCUUGGGUGCCCAUCCCCCACCCGUGGGAACCUUCACCCACCCAUGGGAACCCCCACCCGCCCAGGAUUGGGGGGAGAGGGCACCCUCAGCUUCUUCAGCGUCGUUGUUGUGUCACCCGCCUUGUGAGCACCCAUGGGUGCUGGGACACCCCAGUGCCACCCCCUCAUUCCCAAGAGCACCCAUGGGUGCUGAAGACAACCCCCAGUGCCACCCCAAAGAGCGCCCAUGGGUGCUGGGACACCCCAGUGCCACCCCCUCAUUCCCAAGAGCACCCAUGGGUGCUGAAGACACCCCCCCAAGAGCACCCAUGGGUGCUGAAGACGACCCCCAGUGCCACCCCAAAGAGCGCCCAUGGGUGCUGGGACACUCCAGUGCCACCCCAUAUAGCACCCAUGGGUGCUGGGACACCCCAGUGCCACCACCAGAGCACCCAUGGGUGCUGGAACAUCCAGUGCCACCCCAAAGAGCACCCAUAGGUGUUGGGACAACUUAGUGCCACCCCAAAUAGCACCCAUGGGUGCUGGGACAUCCAGUGCCACCCCAAAGAGCACCCAUAGGUGUUGGGACAACUUAGUGCCACCCCAAAUAGCACCCAUGGGUGCUGGGACACCCCAGUGCCACCCCCUCAUUCCCAAGAGCACCCAUGGGUGCUGAAGACAGCCGCCCAAGAGCACCCAUGGGUGCUGAAGACGACCCCCAGUGCCACCCCAAAUAACGCCCAUGGGUGCUGGGACACCCCAGUGCCACCCCAAAGAGCACCCAUGGGUGUUGGGACACCCCAGUGCCACCACCAGAGCACCCAUGGGUGCUGGGACACCCCAGUGCCACCACCAGAGCACCCAUGGGUGCUGGAACAUCCAGUGCUGCCCCCUCAUUCCCAAGAGCACCCAUGGGUGCUGAAGACAACCCCCCAGGAGCACCCAUGGGUGCUGGGAACCCCAGUGCCACCACCAGAGCACCUAUGGGUGCUGCACCCCCUGCCGACCCCCCCCCACCCCCCCAAUCAGUGCCAAAUCGGGGGAUGGGGGAGGGGGCUGAGCACCCAGCCCCUCCCCCCCCAGCACCCACCGCCCCUCCCCCGCUCGCACGCGCACACCCCAGUCGGGGGGGGACUCGGGAUUUGGGGGUGUCGCCCCCCCC